Messenger RNA from Sceloporus undulatus (fence lizard), 3027 nucleotides. It is a transcript of the gene USP12, whose product is annotated as ubiquitin specific peptidase 12. Gene Ontology annotation, molecular function: cysteine-type endopeptidase activity; cysteine-type deubiquitinase activity. The transcript is spliced from 9 exons. NCBI's taxonomy places the organism in Eukaryota, Metazoa, Chordata, Lepidosauria, Squamata, Phrynosomatidae. The record is from RefSeq and is a predicted model, not a curated record. Gene Ontology annotation, cellular component: cytosol; nucleus. Gene Ontology annotation, biological process: protein deubiquitination. Bases 130 to 1242 code for a protein of 370 amino acids.
GCCUCCGGGAGGUCUCGCUGUGUGUGUGUCUCUCUUCUGUCUCUGGUGCUGCUUCCUUUCCUUUCCUUCAGGCGGGACUCCCCCGGCUGCCCUGGGCUCGGUGAUUGGGUGGAAGAUGGCGCCGCGCGGAUGGAAAUCCUCAUGACAGUCUCCAAAAUCGCCUCCAUCUGUACCAUGGGCGCUAAUGCCUCAGCCUUAGAGAAAGAAAUUGGUCCAGAACAGUUUCCAGUCAAUGAACACUAUUUUGGUUUAGUAAAUUUUGGAAAUACAUGCUACUGCAAUUCAGUUCUUCAGGCGCUUUAUUUUUGUCGUCCAUUUCGAGAGAAGGUCUUGGCAUACAAGAGUCAGCCUAGAAAAAAAGAGAGCCUUCUCACCUGCUUGGCUGAUCUCUUUCACAGCAUAGCCACUCAGAAGAAGAAGGUUGGAGUGAUACCUCCUAAAAAGUUCAUAACAAGACUGCGAAAAGAGAAUGAACUUUUUGACAACUAUAUGCAGCAAGAUGCACAUGAGUUCUUGAACUACUUACUGAAUACAGUAGCAGAUAUUUUGCAAGAAGAGAGAAAGCAGGAGAAGCAAAAUGGUCGUCUGCCAAAUGGCUGUAUUGACAGUGAAAACAAUAACAGUCCGCCAGACCCAACAUGGGUUCAUGAAAUCUUCCAGGGAACAUUAACUAAUGAAACAAGAUGUCUCACUUGUGAAACAAUAAGCAGCAAAGAUGAAGAUUUCUUAGAUCUUUCUGUUGAUGUGGAGCAAAAUACUUCAAUUACACACUGUUUAAGGGGUUUCAGCAAUACAGAAACUCUGUGCAGCGAAUAUAAAUAUUACUGCGAAGAGUGUCGCAGUAAACAGGAAGCACACAAAAGAAUGAAAGUGAAAAAACUGCCCAUGAUUCUGGCUCUCCAUCUGAAGAGAUUUAAAUAUAUGGAUCAGCUACAUCGAUAUACAAAACUUUCUUACAGGGUAGUAUUUCCCUUAGAACUUCGGCUGUUUAAUACAUCAGGAGAUGCCACUAAUCCUGACAGAAUGUAUGAUCUUGUGGCUGUGGUGGUUCAUUGUGGAAGUGGACCUAACAGAGGACACUAUAUUGCAAUUGUGAAGAGUCAUGAUUUUUGGUUGCUUUUUGAUGAUGACAUUGUAGAGAAAAUAGAUGCACAAGCUAUUGAAGAAUUCUACGGGUUGACAUCAGACAUCUCAAAGAAUUCAGAGUCUGGUUAUAUCCUCUUCUAUCAAUCUCGGGAUUGACUGGAUCUCUAGUGAAAAGUGACUUCUUGCCUCACUUCUUUUCUGGUGGAAAGAAAAUACUAAUAUCUGUCUUUUUAAAACAACGGAAUGGAGAGACUCGGGAGUGGUAGCAUAGUUUGCACAGAACAAAGCCAUGGUGUCAGAGAGGCUUUCUUCAACUCAUCAUAUCAUGUCACUUAAUUUGCUCAGGUGUCUUGCUGACAGUGCUGAUCCACCAGAAAUGGCCGGUGGGGACAGAGAGGCCAGGCACUCUUGGAAGAACUUGCUAUCAAGCAGCUAAUACUAUAUAUAGAAAAUGUGAUUAAAAGUCCAUUUCAGCCAGUGGACAUAUUUUCAUAGUCUUCAGUGUGCUUUGAAAUUUUGCUAGUUUUGCAUUGGAAGAAAGUGCAACAAAAGCAAAAUUAUGUUUGAUAUGCUAUUUUUUGUUUCUUAUUUCUGUUUAUUAAAAAUGCAACUGAUUCUGUACACUAAUUUUACCUAUGUUCAGUUUCUAAGUUUUUUGCACAUCUAAUUAAAGCAAGUCAUCCUAACUGUUGCCUUCCUGGCUAGAAUAAAUUAAUAGAAUAUGAUGUUGGUACUAGAAUCAAGAAGGCAAGUAAGUUUUGCUUCUGAUGAGAAGCUUACAUUACAGUAAUAUGUACCUCUGUGGAAGCAGGUUUGGAUUUUAAACUCCCUAUUGGGAAGAAUUUGGUUUAUAGCUAUAGUUUUAUUUUUAUUUAAGCAUUAUUGCAACUUAUAGAAGUUAUGUAUUUUGUAUUCUUCUCAGUUCCAACAUUUGUGGAUUCUAGAUUUGUAAAUUACCUGAACAGACUAAGAAUAUUCUAUUUCAUUGAUAAUUUAAGAGAUUUAUCUCAUUUCUCAAUGAAACCUUCAUAACGCAAAGUAACUGGAGAAGGAAUAGGUCUUGCUUCUUCCAUGAGGAACAAGUAUCUCUUGCUGUAUAUUUGACAUGGUUAUUUAAGGAGUUUGAAAUUAAACUUUACUUUGGCAUUUUAAAACAGAGAAUUUGUUUUAUUACCGUAAAAUGUUAGAGCAUUGAUAAAUGUGCCAGGAUUUUUGUUCUCUUUUUUAUUACAAAUCUUUAAAAAAAAAUUACUAAUAUGUAUGUUAAAUCCCAGGAAGAACCAGAGAGACAAGUGUAUGUGUAAUACCUGGACUUAGUUGUAACAUUAAUUGAAAAUGUACAAUAGCUUCAGAAUGAUUUGAUUUUUUUUUUUUUUUGGUUUAUCAUUGCAAUGGAUGUAAGCAUCCCAGAUGAAUAUUGGAUUAAAUAUUCUGAAAGUAAAGAUGUGACUAAAGACUUCUUACAAUCCUAUAAUGACUCUGUUCUGUAAUUUUUUAAAAGUAAUAACAAUUGUCUUGGAGAUUUGAUUGGAACCUUACAACAAGGGACAAUGUGGAACUAUGCUCUUCUAAUUGACUCUUUGUACAUCAUCAUUGUUAUGUCUGACAGUGGCUGAAUGUAACUUCUUACAAAAAAAGAUUGAAUGCACAUUCCUAAUAAGAGCUAUUAUGCCUUGAUAUUUCAGAAUAUGGGGUUUUUUCAUUGUCAUUUUGUUUUGUUGGCCAUGUUAAAAUGUAAAUCUGUUUUCUGUCUGCUGCUACAAUUAAUGUAUUUACUUGCCCUGUUUUAUUUAGCUCAGGAAAAUGAUUUCAUAUACCCAGAUAGAUUUUUAACAGGAUCACCAAGUGAGCUAUUUUAUUCAACAAACGUGAAAGGGUCAUGUCAAAUUGUAAAGAUCUUUUUAUAUAUAUACAUAUACAUAUAAAAUGAACGUUUCUGAA